Messenger RNA from Lodderomyces margitis, 483 nucleotides. RefSeq lists its product as uncharacterized. The coding region runs from base 1 to 483 and encodes 160 amino acids. Lineage: Eukaryota; Fungi; Ascomycota; Pichiomycetes; Serinales; Debaryomycetaceae. The transcript has a single exon. Gene Ontology annotation, biological process: endoplasmic reticulum to Golgi vesicle-mediated transport. The record is from RefSeq and is a predicted model, not a curated record.
AUGACAUCUAGAUACUCGGCCGCUGGCGGCGCCCACCAAAGAGGGGACUUACGUACCCAGCUAUUCAGUACGCCAGGGCAGCACAAUUUCAGUGGCAUACGCCCACUGCGCAGUCAAACACCACCACUGCGAUCGAAUAUGUCUUCACCCUAUGACCCAACUCCAAGAGCAUCAUCUUCAAAUGCCAAAUUUGACGAAUCAUUACUAGCAUCAUUAGAAUCACAAAAUGAUGAAGAGUUGAAUACCAUGGGGGCUAAGAUUAACAUGUUGAAAAAUUUGGGGGAGAAAAUGGGAGUUGAAAUAAACAAGCUGGUUAAAUUGAACGAUGAAAUAACGAAUGGGUUUGAAAAGGGGAAAGUGACGUUGAAAAAUACAUACAAUAAGAUGGUGGUGAUGAGUCAGCGGGCAGGUAUCAGUUGGAAAAUGUGGCUACUUGUCUUUGGGUUAGUUAUACUAUUUUUCUUUUACGUGUGGAUAACGUGA